UUAGGUGCCUCUGAGUCCACCCAGCUCCAAUGGGUAGGCUACCUAAUAUUAGUUGGGGAAAAGUAAAGGCGGUUGAUCGUUGUGCUGGCUACAUGACACCCUCGUUAACCGUAGGCCACAAAAACAGAUGAACUUUACAUCAUCUGCCCUAUAGACCACAAGGUCUGAAAGGGGAACUAGUUAGGCCAGGUUCACAUAUCUAACUUUGCAUUGACUUGCACCUAUCCUUUGAUCUGCUGUACCGUUGGGGCACUACACAAGAUCUGUUAACCUUCUUUCUCCAUUCUUAUCUCUCAUUUGUCUUUGAUAUAAUUUCAUUUGGAUGUUCUUUCUGAAAAUAUUGAAGCCUGCCUGGAUGGACCAUUUCGGGGGCCGAUUUUGAGUUUGUGUUUCCACACAAACUGUCUUUUGUAACCUUGUUUUCUUAAUAUAUUGGGAAAUCAAGAUAGACAAAUAGGCCUAUAAUGAUCUUCGCUAUUCAUAAGUCUCUUCAAAUGUGGGCCCCCAUUAAGGUGGGUUCAAGCGCACUGAGGUUACUACACCACAUGCUGUGGGCCCCUAAUGGUCGUGGGCCCGGUUUCAUUGAUGCUAAGCCAUUGGAAGUGGGAGAAAAAAAGGUCUAAAAGAAUCCUCUCGAAGACGGACAGCUAAGAGUGAAUAGAAUAUAUGGAUUAUAAGGUUUGCAGAGUUUAGGCAGGCAGGAUAAAAUUUACUAUGGCAACAAAAAAUCAUACACAUAGAGACUACGACUCUAAAAGCUCUAAAUAUGAUGAUUAUAUCAACUUUUCAACAUCUAUGUCUCGUGAUGAACUUUUAAAAAAGAAACAUAUUACAUUUUUAAAGAGAGUUUUGCAAGUUCUACCAUCACAGCAACUUGACACUCACAGAGUUUCAGUUGCCUAUUUUGCCAUAUCUGGACUUGACGUUCUAGAUGCAAUGAAAGAAAUUGAUGAUCAACGUAAUAAUCUAAUUCAUUGGAUUUACAGUUUACAAGUGCAACCUGAUCCUAGUGGUAAAAACCUGAGCCAGUGUGGGUUUCGUGGAUGUUCAAUGCUAGGUCAUCUGUAUGACUCUCACAAGGCUAAAGGUCAAUUAAUACCAUAUGACAGCAGCAAUAUUGCAAUGACCUACACAUCACUAGUGUCUUUGUUAAUCCUUGGAGAUGAUUUGUCCCAAGUUCACAAAAAGUCUGUGAUAGCAGGAAUACGAAGUCUACAGCAGUCAGAUGGAAGUUUCGUUUCAGUUCUUGAAGGGAGUGAAAGUGAUAUGAGAUUUGUUUACUGUGCUUGUUGUGUCUGUUACAUUCUUGAUGACUGGACUGGGAUGGAUGUAGAGAAAACUGUAGCAUAUAUUACCCAAAGUCUUUCAUAUGAAGGCGCCUUUGGUCAGAAGCCAUUUAAUGAGGCACAUGGAGGAUCCACAUUUUGUGCUGUAGCCUCUCUUGUGCUUCUGGACAGACUUAACAGUGCACUUACUGAAAAUCAGCUCUCUAGACUCAAGAGAUGGUUGUUACGUCGUCAGGAAAGUGGUUUUACUGGCCGACCCAAUAAGCCAGCUGAUACUUGUUACUCUUUUUGGGUUGGAGCAACGUUGCAGAUGCUUGGUGUACUAGUUUUAUCUGAUGUGACACUCAACAGAUCCUUUGUUUUGAGCACACAAUCCCCAGUCACUGGUGGCUUCUCUAAAUAUCCUGAUCAUGUUCCUGAUCCUUUACAUUCCUACCUUGGUCUGUGUGGCUUGUCACUUAUAGGAGAGCCUGGCCUUAGCCCAAUAUUUCCUGCCUUGAAUUUGUCACAGAGAGCUUAUGAUCAUUUAUCAAAUUUACAAAGACAGUGGCGUGAGAAGCACUAGACAGCAGCUAGAUGACUUUGAGCUUAACUUCUCUUAUAAUUACACAUCUUGAUGAUUUGAGACAAUUGUGGCUGUGUGGGGAUGUAACUCUGGGAGAAAUGUGAUCCUCGGCCAAACUGUUUAGAAAGUACUGAAGUCUUGUUGGAGACAUUUGAAAAAGGGGACUCUUCAUUUUUAGAUUAGAUUAGUUUCAAGUGUUCACUUCAGUGAUACUACCUAGAGUACUUGCAGCAGCACUAUUAGUAGUAGGUAGUGGCAUUUAUAGAGUAGACAGAGGGGUUGUGCUAAACUAAUGUUAAAAGGACUUUGAGGAGAUCAAACAGUUUUAUCUGACUUCAGAGUCCCCCCCCUUCCUUUUGUAAUCAUUGUGGAAGUUCAAAUUGUUAUCCACUGUCUGUGAAGAACUUUUCUAUUUGUCCAGGUCAUUGAACAUUUGGACAAGGUGAGAAGUAGUUGCCUCCCUAAAUGUAAGCUAAGAAAGUGAAUGAAAUGUUUCUUUGUCAAAAGCUUUUUGUGUACCAUACAGGCUCAAUGAAAUAAUAAAAUUUUGUCCAUUUGUUGAGAUCUUUUAAGUUAUUGUACAGUUUUAAUAAGAAAAAAAAAACAAUAAUUAUAUAUAGUGGCCAUUUGUAAAUGUUAUCAUGUUUUGAAAACAAAACAUUUAUUAAUACAUUUUUUAUAUAUUUUUUUUUAGUCAACCCAAUUAGCUAGUGCUUCUCUCAUUGCUUCUACCAUGCAUGAUGAACAUUGAAAGCAUGUUCAAUCUGAUGGAGGAAAUCUAGCAAGUCACAUGUCCAAUAGGAUCAUUUCACCUUUUGUUUUUGUUCACCUGUUAGUAGCACAAGAAAAUACAUCAGUAUGUAAUAAAAAAUAAAUAAGUAAUAUAAUUCUUGUUACAUAACAUUAUUUUUACAAGUAACAAAACUUUAGAUAUAAAUGUUAAACAAAAUAAAACAAAAUUGCCAUUCAUCCAGUGUAAUCCUUUCCAAAAACUAUUCUUAGCAAAUACAAGACGUUUAACUCUUUAACAAAUUGUAAAGACACUACCAGCAUCUGGCUUUAACCCUUUACAACCUAAUGAUGCUACCAGGACUCUGUUGCUUUCUAUGUGUUUUAUAUGUUUUCUCUUCCAAUCCAGCUUUGUAUUAUCAAAAUAAUUUCCGGGAUAACUUGACCAGCCGUUUUAAAUUGUGUUUUGUUCUGAUACUAAGUUUAAACCUUUUGUUAUAAUUUUAAUAAUUUUUCUAUGUAAUUCACUGUUGCUAGGAUAUGUUUUUACAAUGGCGGAUCGUCCUUCUACAUCUGGCUCUAGGCUAAAUCAUUGUUGUACUGCCCAUCAGGUUAGAAGAUUAUUUAUAGAUAUGGAUGAGCGAUCAGGAAGGAUCUAGAUCUAGAUAGAGUUGACUUGAAAAUAACAUGGUCACAGUAUGAGGGGGCCUACCCCAAGAGUGAUUAGUACUAAAAGUAAAGUUCACUUUUCAGACCAUGCAGUCUAUGGGGUAGAUGAUGUCAAGGGUGUCAUGUGGCCAGCACAACGACCAACUACCUUUACUAAAGUCAGGUACCCAUUACAGACUCAAGAGUGACAGUGUAUAUAAAAAGUUUUAUAAAAAACUAAUGUUUUUGUUUGAAAUUGAAUACACUCAAAUUUGACAUGAAUUUUGUUUAACUAGCAGUGUGUAGGAGGAUUUUAUGCCCCAUUGCUAAGUGAAUACUUUUUUUGUUUUCUUCAUUCAAAAAUGUUUUCUUUUCCUAACUGCCAGAUUCAUUCUAAGACUAAAGUAAGAAAUUCAAUGCCCUACAAUUCUUUAGAGAAUAUGUAUAAAUGUUAUCUAUGACAGGAAAGACAAUAUUUUGUUGUUAUUUCUACCUACAUGCUGUAUAUUCGCUUUUGGCCCUAAUUUUUUAUCCAAUGGCUGAUUACACAAAAGUACUGUAAAAAAACAUAACUUUUAAAAAUCAAAUUCAAUUCUGAAAAGUUUUCGAUGCUAAGAAAUGAAUACACUUUCACAUGGUAGUUGAAAUGUUUGAAAAGGCAGAGUGUAAGGUUUGUUUAUAAUAUAUGAUGUGUGAUUUUAAUGUUUCAAAUUAAAGAAAAAAAACAAGGUUGCAAAAACAGUUUGUUUGGAAACUUAAAAUCGGCCCCCGAAGUGGUCCACCUAGGCAGGUAAAAAGGCAGGUUUCAAUAUUUUCAGAAAGUAUAUCAGAAUGAAAUUCUAUCCAAGGCAAAUGACAGAGAACGGAGAAAGAAGGUUGACAGAUCUUGUGUGGAGCCCCAAUGGUCCAGCAGACCAAGGGAUAAGUGAAGGUGAAGUGAAAUGUGAACCUGGUCUAACUGAUGUCUUAUAAUGAUUAUCUAAUUAAUCUAAUUGUUUUAUUAAGAGUCAAUCUCUUAUUCAAAGCCAAAAAAAAAACAAAAAUUUUUCAUGCCAUUGACGUGCGGUGCAGUUUACUCAAUAAUAUGAAAAACUUAUUAAUUGUUGUUUUAAAUUAUGUUCCACUUAUAUGCAUAUUAAAUAGAUUUUUUUUCUCUUUCAAAAAAAGUAAACAUCUUUUUGAUGAAUGUAGUAGCUAGUAUGACAGAACUUAUAUACUUAGCAAUACAUUAAAAAAGAUUUUUUGCAUAAAGGUGUUAUAAAUAUAUGGUAAAUAUUCAUCUCCCUUACUAAAUAGCCUCCUGUGUUUGUUACUAUUAAUAGUGAAUAGUUUGUUAAAGUUGUAUUUUAUAAAAAAAACUGCUUGAUUUUAAAAAUUUAAUUUUUCGUUUUCAGAAAAGAAAAAAGUAGCAAAGUAGCCGUUGCAUCAGAACUUUGAAAGGUCUAAAAUACCAUGAUGUCGGAUAUUCAAUAUCAUUUCUAGUUUAGGAGAUCUAAACGGGACGGACGGACAGACUGACCAUACAAAACUAGUAGUGUCUUUUCCCAUUUCGGGGUCCGCUAAAGAUUACCCCUCUUAAUAAAUAGAUUUUUUUUUCAGUUUGGCAAAAAUAUAUACAAAUAAAAAAAGAAUCUUAUAGUAAAUUCAAUGCCUUCAAUUCCAUAUACAAUAUGUCAACAUUUCCUUAUAAUAGUUACAAAAGUAAAUAAAUGAAAAAAGCUGGAAUGUCUGAACUCAACAUUGCAGCUCAAACAUAGAAGCAUACAACUGUCCACCAAUGUCACUGAUCAUCUCCUCCCAGAUUUUUUUUGAAAUGUAAGCCACCAAUGAAUAAAAUAAUUUAUUUUCAA
Molecule: messenger RNA, 5078 nt
Organism: Biomphalaria glabrata
Lineage: Eukaryota; Metazoa; Mollusca; Gastropoda; Planorbidae
Product: geranylgeranyl transferase type-1 subunit beta-like
Exons: 10
Coding region: 715-1851 (378 amino acids)
Biological process (GO): protein geranylgeranylation
Cellular component (GO): CAAX-protein geranylgeranyltransferase complex
Molecular function (GO): CAAX-protein geranylgeranyltransferase activity
Source: RefSeq, a predicted model, not a curated record